Gryllus bimaculatus (two-spotted cricket) is the source of this 1194-nucleotide messenger RNA. The record is from the annotation of a GenBank genome assembly. Lineage: Eukaryota; Metazoa; Arthropoda; Insecta; Orthoptera; Gryllidae.
AUGGAGAGACCAUCAAUAUCAGAGAGAUGGGUUUUCUGGUAUGGUGAACAUACAGUUUCAAAGGAGUGUGCAAGAAAAUGUGGGGAAAAUAUACAGGGGUGGAAUGAAGAAGAAUGUAUCUCAUGGGCUAAAAAUGGUUUCCAAAAUUUGCUUUUGCCUUUUGAAGACUCUAUUGAAGCAAAUUCCUUACUCCCUCGAUAUGUUGUAGAAAAGUUAAAAGAAAUUGCUGAAAAGAAUGCACAAAAAGGUAAUAGCCGAAGCCCAUAUCCAACAUCAGAUAGCAUAUUUCAUGUACCUCGUAAAGUAGAAAAUUUACAUGAACUUCACAACGGGUUAUGUAUUGAGGACAUCUGCCUUGCAUGUUAUUCUUUAAAAAAUCAAGACAAUGUCAUCUACAAACAUCCCUUAUUUAAUGGUGGUAUCUGCAGUGAAUGUAGAAUAUAUUGCACAGUGUGUGGAAGCUAUUCAAACAUGCACAAUGUAUGUGACAAAAUAGAUUGCGGAAGAUUGUACUGCCAUUAUUGUUUGGAAGCAUUUGGUGGAAGAUUAGAAAACUGGCAAUGUUUCCUUUGUAGUGAUUUCUUGAAGGAAAAUACUGUUCUAAGAAAAAGGGAAUUGUGGCAACUAAAUGUACUCAAGUUAUAUGAUGAAUCUGAAUACUGUGAAACAGAAUAUUUUCCUUGUUCAGAUUUUCCCAAAAGAAAAUUGCGAGUAUUAUCUUUGUUUGAUGGAAUAGCCACAGACAUUACAGGAUCAGGAUACCUGGUUUUUGAAUAUUUUCGACUAAAGGAAUUACUAGAAGAAAUUCAAAAUUCUCACAUAUUUUUUCUAUUUGAAAAUGUUACUCACAUGCCUCCAAAAUACAUACAACAAAUUUCCAGAUGUUUUCGCUGUUCACCAGCCAUGAUCGAUGCCCAGUUCUUUUCAGCGGCACAUAGAGCCCGUCUCUUCUGGGGAAAUAUCCCAGGAUUGCGGACAUUGAUGACACCCAGAAAUUCUCCAAAUCUCCAGGAGAAAAUAGUAGAAGGAUUUGGAAGAAUUGCAACCAGAGAGAAACUGUUGACAAUAACAACUAACUCAAAUUCAUUAAGACGAGACUCAUAUGGGCCGACUCCAGUCAAAAUGGAUGAUGAUGAUGUUUUACCAUGGGUAACUGAAUUGGAAGAUAUAUUUGGCUUUCCUUACCAUUAUACA